This is a messenger RNA of Filobasidium floriforme, 2835 nucleotides long. RefSeq lists its product as uncharacterized. The annotation marks the transcript as partial. The transcript is spliced from 12 exons. Gene Ontology annotation, molecular function: mismatched DNA binding; ATP-dependent DNA damage sensor activity; ATP hydrolysis activity. Gene Ontology annotation, cellular component: MutLalpha complex. Gene Ontology annotation, biological process: mismatch repair. NCBI's taxonomy places the organism in Eukaryota, Fungi, Basidiomycota, Tremellomycetes, Filobasidiales, Filobasidiaceae. The record is from RefSeq and is a predicted model, not a curated record.
GCGAUCGACCAGACCUCUGUACACCGAAUCCAUUCGGGUCAAGUCAUCCUCAGCUUGGAAAACGCCGUCAAAGAGUUGCUCGAGAACAGCUUGGACGCGGGAGCGAACAUCAUCGAGAUUAGGAUCAAAGACAAUGGACUGGAUACCAUCGAAGUCAUCGAUAACGGGUCCGGGAUAGCCGAACCCGAUUGGGCCUCUUUGGCGCUGAAACACCACACCUCGAAGCUCUCCUCCUCUUCUUAUUCGACACCUCCUAUACAAACUCAACCCGAUCUCACCCAGAUAACGACCUUUGGAUUUCGAGGAGAAGCCCUCUCCGCCCUCUGUGGCCUAUGCGAAAAGGUCGAAGUCGUAACCUGUACUCAGGAAAUGAAAGGUCUCGGUCGGAUCCUUCAGUUCGACCGGGAAGGCCAACUAGUGGACGAUUCUGGAAAACAAGCUCGUCAGCGUGGGACGACGGUGGUGCUUCACAAAUUGUUCCAUCCGUUACCGGUCAGGAGGAAGGAGUUUGAGAGGAAUGCGAAAAAGGAGUUUGCCAAGGCGCUGGGGACAUUGACGGGGUAUGGGUUGGUUCCUUGUUCGGGGGGAAGAGCUGGGACGAAACGGGGGGUGAGGUUGAUCGUGGACGGGGUCAACAAGGCUGGUAAACGCAUCAAUCACCUCCGGACAACGGGUACCUCCACCCUUUCCUCCUCUAUAACUUCGCUCUUCGGUCCCAAGUUACUACAAACACUGCUUCCGAUAGACCUCCCCUUGUCAGUUGAUAUAGACAGGACCAUGGCGAAACGCGAAGGCCUGGAUGUGGAUACAAAAUUGAAGGUCAGGGCCGUCGGGAUGAUUUCAAAGGCCGAGGGAGGGAUGGGAAGGACGGGUGGGGGCGGGCAGUAUUGGUACUUGAAUGGCAGACCGUUCAACCCCGGCAAGAUUGCUAGAGCGGUCAAUGAUACCUACAGAUCAUAUAACUCCUCUCAGACCCCGUUCGUCGUCCUCGAUUUCAAGGUCCCCAAGGAUUCGGUCGAUAUCAACGUCAGCCCGGACAAGAAGACGAUCUACCUGCAUAGCGAGGCGAACUUGAUACAGAGUCUCGUGGUGAGCCGGGUUCUCUCUCAACCUUCGGGGCGCAUCGAUCUAACUAUGGAGUUAGACUCAGUCCCGGCGGCGAUUUCCUCUGUUGGCCAAAACAAUGAAGCACCUCUCAAACGAAAAGAUCCUGAGCUGGCAUGGUCGUUAAGCCCAGAACCUAGGAAACGGACGAGAAGCACCCGUUCCGUCUCUCCUGAUUCGCUUACUUCGGAGGAUGAUGAGUUGAUGGGUUCGCAAUCGGAUUCCGAGAGCGUGGCUCGUCCUGAUAGCGGCGUCGUUCGGGCUGUGUCCAUCUCGGAUAGCGACGACGAGGAACAGCCGAAAUCAGGCAAGACGGAUCUGGUUCAACCUACCUUGACUGGGUUGGGAGCCCGCUGGAAGUUGACUCGUCAGCGAGACGACACAGGAGACGCUCGAGGUGCCUCCGCAGUCAAGCCGACCAAACGGGAUGCGAAGCUUUCCUUUCGCGAUAGGUUGGCCGGAUUCGCUAGUCAGCAGGCGAAAGUCGAUACGACAAUAGCGGACAGCGAUUCCGAGGAAGGGGACGUGGAGCAGGAAGAUGUGUCUCGGAUCACCAGAACCGUCGAAGUUGAUCUGCCCGAUAUGGCAGGGCGGAACGAGCCCAAUUCAGAAGGGAUCGAUAUGGAUAUCGAGGAAAUGCUCGAGGACGAGGAUGAGACGCCACACGAGAAUGUGAUUAGCACCAACGAUCUGCCGGGAAUCGGUCGUCCGUCGAGAGCUAGCGGGAUUGACGUGCAAGGCGAGACGCAAGAUCCCAUCCAGUACAUCGCGGAUACCUCGAUAGCACCCGAUGAAACGGAGAAGCGUCGCGUUUUUCGAGACGAGAUUGCGACUCGUGCUAGUAAGCGGGAGGUGGUCAUCUCCUGCGACAUGGACCGUAUCAGGAAAUUUUAUAAGAAGGCUCGCCAGAGCGGUCUGUCAGGCAAGAAGAAACAUUCUGCCGCGGCCAAGAGCCGUACAAGCGAGUUGUUACCGGCAGCAGGGGUUUCGAACCAGGAUUCAACCGAGGUCGACCGAACGUUGUCUCGGGUGAUCAAGAAACAGGACUUUGCUGGUAUGCAAAUUAUAGGACAAUAUAACAAGGCUUUCAUCAUCGCCCGAAGGCAAGGUGAUACGGACGACGGAGAGGCUUUCUCCGACGACCUCUUCAUCAUAGACCAACAUGCGGCUGACGAGAAGUACAAUUUCGAAACACUUCAAGCGAUUACUAAGAUCCAGUCUCAACGCCUUUUACAACCAAAGAAGCUCGACCUCACUGCUGCCGACGAAAUUACCGUGAUGGAGCAUCUCGAUAUUUUCGCCUCGAACGGCUUCGGCAUUACAGUCGACGAGAGUGCCCCUUAUGGUCAAGGCGAAAAGAUCCGCUUGAUCGCAAUGCCAGUCAGCAAGGACACGGUUUUCGAUGAGAAAGAUCUGAAAGAGUUGAUCUUCCUGCUGCAAGAGCAAUAUAUCGGGACCAUGGUUCGGUGCAAGAAAGCGCGAGCCAUGUUCGCCUCGAGGGCUUGCCGUAAGAGCGUCAUGUUCGGGCAUGCACUCAACGCGAAGCAGAUGGAAUCAGUGACGAGGCAUAUGGGCGAGAUCGAACAUCCAUGGAACUGCCCUCAUGGUCGCCCAACCAUGCGCCACCUCGUCAAUAUGCAGCGCUUCACUACUACCGAGGAUACAACAGAAGUGGAUUAUCUACAGGAGCCUAUCGACUGGAAAGCGAUCGCGUCAUUACCAUCCACAUGA